AUGCAGACCAUAGAACACGUCUGUUCAUUCGAUUUCUUAAUAAUUGUAUUUUGUCCAGAGAUUAUAAAUGGCCUGGACAUGACUGCUGUUCAUUGUCUUGACACAAGGUCUCAAAAAUGGAAAAAACCUGACAAAAUUAUUGGAUCAGCCAAGAGCAUCGUUAGUUUUAGAAAAGAGAAACGAUUAUAUAUCCUUCAAACUGACGGCAAACUAUGGGAAGUUAACCAAGAAGAAGUAAGUAGUGUAAGGUUAAAGUUGCUUAAGAGACUUUGGAAUGGAAAUAUCAAAAUGUAUGGCGUCAUCAACAUUAACGAGUUCCUUUAUUUUAUUACGGGCUGA
Molecule: messenger RNA, 339 nt
Organism: Lymnaea stagnalis (great pond snail)
Lineage: Eukaryota; Metazoa; Mollusca; Gastropoda; Lymnaeidae
Source: the annotation of a GenBank genome assembly